Molecule: messenger RNA, 4206 nt
Organism: Linum trigynum
Lineage: Eukaryota; Viridiplantae; Streptophyta; Magnoliopsida; Malpighiales; Linaceae
Source: the annotation of a GenBank genome assembly
ACUAAAAACAGGCAGCAGAAUAAUUUCCCAAUUGCUAAAUCAAGCUCCCUGCAAAAAUGGGUAAGAGACGCCAUUAUUUCUCUCGUUGGUUACAACUUACAACCAUCCAUCAGCCAUGCUGCAGCAUGUUACCUUUUCAUUUCUGGACGAUGCUUCCUUACAAACAUGCUCCUAUUUUUGUACAACGGUAACAAUUGCAGAGUCGAACAAGAUAGAAUGAAUAUUAUUACCAUGCAACAAGUUUACAGGAAAAGAAUAGAACCCAUUAAAGAGGAGAAUGGAAGCGUAAGGAUCAAUGUAUUGGAAACAUAUGGCUUUCAGGGCAGGGGAUUGGGAGUUUGGAGGUGGCCGCUGUAAAUGAGGUUGGAAAAUCGGAGAAAUUAACUCAAGAGGGGAUAUUUGUGAAUCUAAUAUGAUACAGAUUACAGACUUCAACCGUGGUCGAAUCAAAUCGACGAGAUUAACGAGUCGUUUAGCUUCAUCGACUCGUUGUUCAAAUAUGCGAUUUAACUGAGAAUUAGAGUGCAAUAGUAAAGUUAUGAAAUUUCUAGCAUUCUCUCUCAGGCAUUACAUAUUGUGACCGUUUCAUUUGCUCUCUCUUUUUUGCAAUCUGUAAACCCAAAAGCUGUGCGCUACACGGCAUUCCAAAUCUGGGCAGAGCUACUCUCUCUCCCCAUAUUAAUGUCACGCUAAUCUCCUCACUUCCCCUUAAUUCAAAAACUGACCAAAAACGAAGAACCAUUUUGCUCCUUUCUGUCUCUCUCUCCUGCCAUUUCUUUGACAGCUAGAAGCGUCAAAAUUAGGAUAUUAUGAAGCCAGAGACAAAAAGAUGAAAUGAAAGAGACACGAACGAAAACAAAACCAUAGCCAAUACGUCCCUUUUAUUCACAGAGUGAGUGAAGUUCCCAUGCUGAUUCGUUUCUUGAGAGCCCUGUAGUCUCUGAGUGAAGUUGAUCAUGUCCGAUAUUCAGCUGAUUUUUUGUACCAUAAUUUGAGAUUCUAAGAAGAACCCAUUGUGGGUUUUGGAUCAAAGAUCAAUGGGUUUUAUUUCGGUUUUGGUUUGCAUCAUCGUCGUCUCCUUCUCUUUUUCACCUUCUUACGGUUUUGAUCCAAUGGAUCCUCAGGCCAACAUAACAAUCAAAUGGGAUCUCCUGCUAUCAACGGGUAGCUCUGAUACGGUGAAAGUAACAAUACUAAACUUCCAAAAGUACAGACACAUAGAAGCACCAGGGUGGAAGUUAGGGUGGGACUGGAAGGGCAAGGAGGCCAUAAGUGCCAUAUUUGGAGCUGAAGCAACACAGCAAGGUGACUGCUCCAGAUUCAAGGGUCAAGAACUCCCACAUUGUUGCGAUAAGCACCCGGUCAUCAUCGAUCUCUUGCCCGGAGCUCCGUACAAUACACAGUUCCAGAACUGCUGCAAAGGAGGAGUCCUGUCGUCCAUGACACAGGACACUUCAAAGUAUGGAGCAUCUUUCCAGAUUUCCACUAUAGGGAGCACUGCUUCCAACUACUCCGAUUUCGUAAUGGCCGAGAAUUUCACCCUUGGAUUGCCUGGCUACACUUGUGGGCAGCCUUUCGAGGUCCGGCCCACCAGGAUCCCUGUCGAUGGUGGCCGCAGAUGGACUCAAGUUCUCAGGACAUGGAAUGCGGUGUGUGGUUACUCCUCGUUCUUAUCAUCACCAUCUCCGAAAUGUUGUGUUUCGUUGUCAGCUUUCUAUGAUAGCAGAAUUGUUGAUUGCCCUCAAUGCAGCUGUGCUUGCCAAGGACAGCCAGGCUCCAAAUGCGUCCAGAUGAAGGAGACACCACCUCUGCUGCAGCAAAAGCGCGAUCCAAACGAGGAGCCACCUCCAUUGGUGAGAUGCUCAGACCACAUGUGCCCCAUACAGAUUCAUUGGCAUGUAAAGGAGAGUUACAGACAGUAUUGGAGAGUGAAGAUGACCAUCAGAAACUGGAACAUCAUCAAGAACUACUCCCAGUGGAACAUGGUUGUCUUGCACCCUAACUUGAAGAACAUAACUACGGUUUUCAGCUUCAGCUAUGCGUCACUCAAUGACUUUCGCACCACAAACGAUAGCGGGAUGUUUUGGGGGAUCAAGUACUACAACGACAUGCUUCUACAACAAGGGAAUAGUGGGAAUGUUCAAAGCGAGAUGCUGCUGGCAAAAGAGCCAGGGUUUAGUUUCGGUGGAGGAUGGGCUUUCCCAAGAAGGAUUAUGUUUAACGGAGAUGAAUGUGUAAUGCCACAGCCAGAUGAUUAUCCCAGGCUCCCUAAUGCUUCUCCUCUUCCCUCUGUUGUUUGUCUUCUCCACUUUUCUCUUCCUUUUGUUCUUCUGCUAGUUCUUUUGGCUGACUCGGCUGGAAGUCACUGAUUUCCUUGUGUAAUGGAGGCUGGAAUGGAACCUAUGCUCAUCAGCUGCUUAGUUAUCUCCUUGCCUAAUGCCUUUCUUUAGAGGGGAAAUUUGAAUGAACCUUCAAUUCAAGCUAAUGCUCAGGCCAGCUGCAUAUUAACAAACUCUAAUCCAACCCAAGAACUGCUCCGGAAACCCUAGAACCUCAGUAGGAGUAGUAGUAGCAGCAGCAGCAAACAAGAACUCCCCGUUCAGCAUUCCCACCUAAAUUGCACGAGAGGAGACGAUCUUUCUAUGCUACCUUCACCUUGUGCCAUCUCCUCAUGAGUAUGUUUUCACCAAUGUUUCCCCAGUAAUGGUGAUUUAGACUGAUUACUAUAGACAACUAUUUGAAGUCUCCUGAAAAGAAUACGUGAAGUGAUCUCAUAUAUGUAACGGGCUGAAAGUUUCCUCUUGGCUCAAAACUGCAUCAACGUCCAUUCAUAUCCUACCACGAAGCAGUCGAACCAUUCUUCAGAUUCCCAGCUAUGCCAAUCACCUUCCUAUGCUCCGUUCUAGGCAUGCCUAGUUCUGAAACUGGGUACAAAGUUAGAGAUAACCAAACAAUUAUAAGCAGGAAACCAUCAUAAACAUCCAUAUCUCAUGCACUUUAAUAGUAAAACCAUAUUAAUCCACUUCUAAACACAGGCUGAAGUCAUACAGAGCCAAAGAGAACUAAACAACAACUUAUUUACGAUUCCUGCUAGUUAAGAGGAAGAAGCAGGCCAUAAAUCUCAACGAAGCUCUUCUUUCCGGGACAAAACAUAUCUCUAGACAUAGAAACAGAGUUUACAAAAAAACAUAUUCCAUCUCUAAAACACUGCUUCUUCAACUACAUUGGACUUCCUUCCAUUCUUCCACAGCAUAUAUUGUGGACUCACUGGAAAUAUGAUAAGAUAGAUAUACUCUAAAUCAGAAUCCUGAGAAGCCAAACAAGUUCUUCCCUCGAAUUACAGCUACUUACUCUUUUCUUUUUUCUUAAAAUACAAACGAGGACCACAUACAACAUGGUCACCUCUUCUUUCUUUCCCGUCGCCACCUCCGGUGAGUCAUUGGCCUCAGAAAAAUACAAUGUCCGGAGCAAUGACCACCAGGUGCACAUGAUGAAGCAUCAUAAACAGUUAGUUUUCUUUCUUAGCUACUAGAGAAACGCGAGAAAAAGGCAGACAAUUGCAAAAUGAGCAAAUCACGGUCAUUGAUGGUGAAGGAAGGCUUAUGAUCCCCGUCACUCUCUUCUAGAGCAAGAUAGCAGCAGCAACCCAUCAUUUCAUUUCACUACUACAAAUAGUACAUCUAAAUGCGGACUGGACCAGUCAUUGAAUCCCUUCCAGAACCAGUGUCCUUGUGUUUCAAGGACAGGUUUCCGAAUUGGGAUUCAAGGUCCCUGCUGUUAGUGCGGCGAUGGUGAGUAGAAGAUGGCUGUCGCUGUUGAAUCGGUGGUGGCAUUUGCUGUUGUUGAUACAAAGCCCGAAGCCUUCCAAUCUCCCUCUCCAAAACUUCUUGCUCCACUGAAAACAACUCUUCCAUGUUAAGGAGCAAACAAACAGAUAGAUCCAACUUUGAAACAGAUGAAGAAAUCAUAUACAUAUAUGGCAUAUUGGUUUGUAAACUAUACACUCAGCUUUUUAGGGAAUACUUGCUAUAACACUAUCAAUCACCAUAUUGGUCUCAAAACAAUUCAAAUCUUCAAUUACGUUAUGAAGAACAAGACAAUGUAUUACUUGCAUAUUAAGCAUUUCAAAAAUGUUCCAGUUACUCUAUAGCUUCAUCUAAAGCACCAUUUUGUGGACAAAAUUAUGAAUAAACAUGAGUAAAUUAU